AUGGGUAAACACAGCUUCCACUUCAAAAAGAAUACCUUCAACUACGACGAGUACAAGCGCAAGAUUCUGUGCAAGAUCUGCGGCAAGAUAUGCACCGCCAGCAAGUACUCCAAACGCCAGCUCGAUGAGCUGCGCAAGGCGAUGGCCAGCAACCCCGGCGUCACCGGCCUCACUCGUCCUGGCUUUGCUGGAUGCCGUACGUGUAUCAGCCACCAGACCGUAGAGCUCACUUGCUGCAUCUGCGACAAGACCAAGUCCCUGGAGUACUUCAGCAAGAAUCAGCGUUCUCCGCCUGACACAGCGAGAUGCACCAACUGCGUCCAAAGCCACCUUGACGCCGAGCCAAUUGCCGAAGUCCUCAGAGAUAUGGAAGAAGGGGAGGCUCCUUAUGAUCCUAGUGCCGUAGCUGAGUCAAAACCCGCUGAUGCGAAUGAGAUCGCCCACUUCCAGCACCUCUCUGUCAACGACGAGGCCCGCCCUCGCAAACCCGUCAGCCACCGGAAGGUCGUCAAACCUGGCAACCGGGCUGGCGUCGCCGACUCAGAGGACGACGUAUCUUUUGGCGGAGUGUGGGUUGAGCAGCAGGACGAAGGCACCACAACCACCACUGUUCCUGAGGGUGCCAAAGAAGUAGUCGAAUUCACUGCCUUCGACAACAAGGGGACCGGACACCCUCGCAAAACCACUGUCGAACCUGCCCUCAAACCCACCAUGCCAGAAGAGAAGCCUGCUGUCCCCAGCGCCGUCUGGAAUAUCACCACCAAGGAGAGACGUGUAGCCACGACACGCAAACGCUCGAAUUUUGCAAAGGUUACCGGUGUCCGUGUCUCCAAGGACGAAGCUCCCACUCAGCGUCUUCCAGAGCCCACUGGACCGACCAUCGACUACGACGAUGACUCUGAUGACGAGUGCGGUAUUGAGGCCUGGAUCUAG
Molecule: messenger RNA, 933 nt
Organism: Nannizzia gypsea CBS 118893
Lineage: Eukaryota; Fungi; Ascomycota; Eurotiomycetes; Onygenales; Arthrodermataceae
Exons: 5
Coding region: 1-933 (310 amino acids)
Source: RefSeq, a predicted model, not a curated record